UCAGAGCCUGAGCCAGUAAAAUAUCAAAAAAAGAAACAAUUCAUUUCGCGUUUCUGAACUCAACAUUUAUUGCCUUACUUUCCGAAAAGAGAAAACGAGAAAAUUUUUAGUUAUAAUCCGCUCAAAAUAAUAAUCCUUCCUAAAUUUAAUAACGCAGUAAAUUAAAAAUCAGAUGGAUAGGAUUGUAAAGCGUUAAGUAAACAGUGCGCAAGUGUAGUGAAGGAGGUGUAAAACUGUCAGAAACUUGUUUCAUAAAAUGACGUGAAAAUACAAUUUCUAAGACAUUGAUGUGCGAAAUGUGUUUGUUAUGAAAACGAUCAUGAUGCAAUCAACGUCAGAGGGAUGUAUGAACAUCGCUGAACUAGCGAACCAGUUGAGGCGAGAGAAGAUUUUUAUCAACUCUGAGAGGCAGCUGUUGCAGAAACUCAAUGAGGAAGUGGAGAAGCGGGCGCUGGAGCUGCUGCAGGUGGCCUGGGUGUGCUCUCAGCAGCGCCAAAACCUCACCAACUUGAUAACGUCGAGAUGUGAGGCAGAUUCCAUUGCAUCCUGCCAGAGAGCAAGCAUCCUAGAAAGAGCUACAUUUGUUGAUGCCUACAAAGUUUUGAAGUAUAAGGAGGCGGCAGCGCUUGGCGAGCUGCUAGGAUGGCUCCGCGAGUCUCCGCACCUGGUCUCCCUGUGCCUGCUGCUGGGCGAGGAGCACCUGCCGCCCAGCCUGCCGGCCGCGCUGGUCUCCGGCCUAUACGGCAGCUGCCGCUCCACCGCCGACCGGACCCGCUUCUUGGCCGUCGUCCGCUCCAUUAUCAAGCACCAGAUGGCUAACUCCAGUGAUCCUAGGAAGUUAUUCCGUGCCGGGAAAUGCGCUCUGUCAUCACUGUACGCGGUGUUCCGGGACGGACACACGCCGGCGCGCCAGUUCCUCAUCGCGGCGCUCCAGAACCCCGUCAUGGCGGUGCUGCACGAGGACGAGUUCUUCCUAGACAUCGAUCCUGAUAAAGCUAUGGAGAGAUUCUCUUCAGCGGAUCGCAUAAAGAAAUUCGGCCAGCCGAACAGCCAGGAGUACGCGACCAAGGUAGCCCGCUACCGCAAGUGGACGAUACAGUCGCUGUACAACCUCACCAGCAAGUUCAUCGCCUCGCUCAGGGAGCACUGGCCGAACUUCCCGGCUACUAUUGCCUGGAUUGUACAGCAAAUCGUCCAUCUACUUAAACAACAUUCCAGAACCUCAGAACGCGAGCUCCACGCAAUAUGUACGGACCUAGUGCUGAACCACUUCAUAUGCCCGGCGAUCGUGAACCCCGAGGCGCACGGCGUCGUCGAGGUGCCGGUCUCGUACAUCGCGCGCUUCAACCUCAUACAGAUCGCGCAGAUCAUACAGAUGCUAUGCCUCGCCAAGUUCCAAGAGGUGGAAGCGAAGGUCCGCGACGUGUACGUGAAGUUCGAGCGGUCGUGCGUGUGGUCGCUGAUGGAGAGCGUGACGAGCGAGGCGUGGGCGCCGGCGCCCGCGCCGCCCGCGCCGCACGCGCACGCCGCCGCGCCGCGCAUCCCCUCCGACGCGCAGCUGCACACCACCGUCGCGCUCUUCACGCCGCAAGACGCGCAUACACUAAUAAUGUUCCUAAAGCGGAUAUCGUCAAAGCUAAACAAUAACACGCCCAGUGUGACCGCCGACGAUCAGUCGGCUAGCGGAGCUAUCGCCGAAGCUGGCGCAUUCAGUGAGUCAAGCAGUGAAGGUUCGAGCACGGGCGAGGCGUGCGCCAACAGACUGGCGUCGCUGCUGCAGAACACCGAGCCCAACUACCGCAGCCGCCUGCAUGACCUGCUCAGGAAGAUGCCCGACCUCACCAAAUACAGACAAUCAUCCCCAACGGAGUCCAAAGACCUGUCCCCAGUGGAGAACGGCCACUCUAACAAGAAGAGUAUCUUAGCUAAAGUCCCGAAGCCUCGCCUCCCCCGCAGCGCCAGCUCCAACUCCUCGUUAGCAGCAGCUUUGGAAGACAAGACAUUAUACGGGAGCAACGGCAAGGAAGAGAGUACCCUGGAACAUAUGGAGGUGCUCGUCAUCAAGCUGGCUAAUGUCGAGGAGCACGACUAUGUUGGUUUAGUACCAGAGUCGAAAGUUCUGGAAUGUUAUUACGGCGGUUCAGAAGCUUGUGAUGCUGACGACACUGGGUCCGCACUCGCCGUGGCGGGGCCCGGCGCGCCCGUACAAAAGCGGACGAGGUUUUCGGUGUCCCACGAUGAAGUAUCUCUGGGUAAUACGUCAGAUAAUCUUGAGGCGGUGUCCGAGGCAGCGUCCAACCAUAGCGUCACAUCCAGUUUGGAGUUGGAAACUGAAGAUCAGAAUGAUAAUUUGUCGGAUAUGGUGUCGGCCAACGUGUCGGGUCGCGGCAGCCCCAACAUCUCGGGGCGCGAGACGCCGUCCUCGCAGGUGACGGAGGGCGAGGCGCCCGACAGCCGGCGCGCGCCCCACGCGCCCGCGCUCAGCAGCCAAGCCGCCAAGCAUCACAAGCUGCUCAAGCAGACACGGAACGAUAUCGAGGACAAGUUCUGCAAGUUUGAGAUCAAGAAGCUGCUGGAAGGCGACGAGACCAUCAGCAUCAUGUCGGACACGUGGAGCACCGACGUGCUGGCCUCCGACUCGGAGACCAUCGGGGACUCGUGCGACCAGACGCAGGUCGCCGCCAGCCAGAGUACAAGUGCGAACAACACGAACGCUCCGGACGUGUCGGAGACGGCGAGCGAGUCCGCCUGGAGCAUGGACGUGCUCGCGUCCGACAGCGACCGCAACACUGAGGUGGACACAGAUGAUUGCGUGUCGGUAGCAGCUCGCUCGGACACGUCAUGGCCACGCCGGCCCUCGCAGCAAGACGACAACAUGCCCUUCAGGAACAACAACCAUCAGAACGGCAAUGUGAAACGAGGCGACGUCGGCAGUCCUCGACACACGUCACGACCAAACUUGCCUAACAGAUCGGGUUGCGGCUACCUGUCUGCCACAGCGGCGUUGUCCCGCGGCGGCGAGUUAGACUUGCCUCACGGACCCACUCACCCACAGUACCCGAUAGAAAACAGGAAGAGCAUCCUUGUCAAUGGAUACCCAGUGAUGACGUGUUACGCUACGUCAGCGCCCGAGAGCCCGAGCACGUCCACUCCGGCGCCGCUGCCCAACGACGUGUUUGAUUACGUACCGCAGAACAAUGGCGCCCAAACAGAGUCUACACUAGAUGCGAACAGCCAGUCCGACGCGACCAGCCAGUGGGUAGACGACAGCUUCCCCGCUCCGCACCACUCACCCGACAGACCCUACCCGUCGACCUCCAAAUACGGACAACCAUCCACUUCCAAACCUUACGACGACAACGAUCUCGACCGAUCCCUCAACUCCAGCGAGAGCUCCUUCAACGCGAUGUACGGCGGACGAUUCGAUUCAGGAAUCGAUACGGAACGCGCCGAAUCGGAAUCAAGAUCAACAAUCACCGAUCUGAUGACUCGAAUGAGUUCCGCUACAAUCUCUACAUCUGCCAACCUUGUGAAUAAUAUCACUUCCCGUAUCGUUAAAUCUGAGAUUCGGACGAGUAUCGUCAGCAUCAGCUCGUCCAAAAUCGAGAAGAAACGAGACGGCACUAGUAAUAUCUCUUUGAGUACGUUGUCGGUGAAUAGCGCAGAGACUUCAGUGUCCGACAAGAGUUCGAGUCAGGACGUGAACUCGGAGAACGUGACGGAGCGGCGCGUGAGCCCGCCGCCCGUCAAGAACGUGUCCACCGGCGCCAUACCCAAGAGCAUCAGCUUCGAUGCCACCGCGGAGAAGAGCCAGAGAAGACGCUUGGGUGAAGACGGUCUGGUCGGGAAUCUGGAUGAACUGAAGAACAAUGUGAAGCGCUCCGGCGGUAAUCUGUUGCACAAGAUCAAGAUGUUCCGGCAAAAGGGACGCUCGCAUACACACCAAAGUGACGUGAAGCUACCCGAGGAAGAGAUCCGCAGUGAAGAGGCAGUUCGCGUGGAGGCCGGCGGCGAGACGUCCGAGGAGAUCCUGGCCAAGUACCGGCGCAAGUGCUCGGGGGACGCCGCCCGCCCGCGACGGCCCGCGAGGAGGACGUCUGAUGUACCUGAUGCCGACCUCGACAGGUGUGAGGGUGUAGUAGAUCUGAGCGACCCGGAGGUGUUCAACAGCAUGAAGCGCAAGCUGCGCGUGGUGUUGUCCAACCCGGACUUACACUGCGUUGAAUACAUGCCUAACCGUUGCACCAGCACGUCCCUGGUGGAGUGGGUCCGCGCAGCCGGUGCCAGUGCAGCGGGCGAGGCGGGCGCGGCGCACGCGGCCGAGCUGGCGCGCGCGCUGGCGGGCGGCGGCGGGGGCGCGGGGGCCGGCGCCUCCGCCCGCCUGGCCGCCGCGCUGCGGGCCGACCUGGCCGCGCGCAGGCCCUACGCGGCCUAUCUGGCUUCCUGUCGGGCCGCGCUCGCACACGCAGACCAUGCGCUCAUCAAACAGAUCAAGCAGAUCCGCGAGGAGUGGUCGUGGUGUUGCCGCGCGGCGGCGGCGGCGCGCGUGCUGGAGCAGCUGGAGCGGGGCUCCGCGCUGCGCCGCCUCGCCAGGAACCAUCACGCGCACGCCAAGCAACACAUGCACAACGGUGGGGAGUUGAUGGACGAGAAGGCAACGAAGUUAACCGCCAGCAUCAAAGCUAUUACCGCAGAAGUUAAGGCUGAUCCGUCUUGGGAAGGUGCAACCAGCACGUUGCUAGAGAGCGCGGAGAUGACGGUAGAGCGAGCGGCGUUCGCCAGACUGUACCUGCACGUGCUGUUCCCCAAUGGCGACGGAGACAUCGCGCGAGACCAAGUGCUGAGCGAGCACAUCCGGCGCGUGUCGGCCGUGACGUCAGCGCGCGGCGCGGGCGUGGCGCCGGCGCACCGCUGGGCCGCGCCCUACCCGCGCGCGCAGCGCCAUCUGCGCCAUCUGCCGGUGUACCGCACGCCCCGCGACAAGCUGUCGUGCAUAAUGCGAUGCGUGACGUCUAUAAUGGCGGUGCUGGGCCUGUCGGAGGGAGCGACGCCCUCCGCCGACGAUCUCACGCCCGUACUCGUCUACGUCAUACUCAAGGUGAACCCACCAUCGCUCCUCUCGACGAUCGAGCUGGUGAACGCUCUGGGCGGGUCGGCGCUGCAGGGCGAGGCGCUGUACUGGUGGACGCAGUUCUGCGCGGCCGUGGCCUACAUCAAGACCAUGGACUACCCGCGCCCCAACAACAACGACACCUAGCGCAUACAUACGCGCCUGAUUUCAGCGCGUGUCACGGAUAUAAAAUUGGAAAUCAUUCGCCGCGAGCGGUGCCACACUGUGUAACUUGUAUAAGCGAUGUAUCGAACACUACACAAAUUAUACCCAGUUAUAUUACAAUCAUGUGAUCAUGUAUGUGUAUUUAUCAUGUUUAUAUUUAUUCAUAAAUUAUGAUAGUCUUUCGAUAGCGAAUAUUACAACAAUAUGAGUAGUAGAAUGGAGAAGUAAUAAAACCACUUCAAAAUAUUAUAUCUUUAAGAUAUAAUGUUUAAUUUCUGAUUUUUCUAUUCUUAACUUGAACUCAGAAACGACGAUAUAUCAAACAUUAUGAGUUCUUAACGAACUUUUGUAAAAUAUAAAUGACAUUAAAAUGCAUUUAAAAUCAUUCAAAUCAUUGCAUUUUAGUUGAAUUGGUUUCCUUUCGUGUAUAUCUUUUGGCUAUUAUAAUAAGCUAACAUACAUGUAUAUAUAUUUAAAUUGUAUGUAACAUACACUUCACAUAUUAAGAUUAUGAUCAUAGAAUAACUAAAAACUAUUUUGUUUCUAAAUUUGUUCUAACAAUAAUAGGUCAAAUACGUUUCAUGAGCAACAUAUCUUUUUAAUUAGUUCAUAUUUGAAUUAUUUGAUCUAAUUAACUUAAACUUACUAAAAAACUUAAACGUACUAAGUAGGUUCAUGUUCGCACGUACUCGCUAUCAUGUGUUCGUGGCCUUAAGGCCAGUCCCUGUAGCUGCUUUGGCCAUAUAUCAUAAGGCCACUCCUAGAUUUAGGCCAAUGAAUUUAAAAUUCAUUGUUCUUGAUAAAACCAGUGUGUUAUUAUCUGUAAAAUUCAUUCGUCAUGUAGCAAAAGUAUAAUUACAAUUUAUUGUAAUCUAUUUUUAAUCUGUAUACAUUUGAUAUGGCAACAUUUUUAGGAGUGUGAUUGGCCUAAGUAAUCAUUUGAAAUGUUAACCGUGUACUGCUUGAAAUCGGAAUGGUUUGUAAGGUUAAGGCCUAGCAGAUGUGUAAUGCAGAUUUUGUAGGAUGUAUGAGGCCGAUAAUAAUCGAAUAAGUUAUUGAUAGUAUAUUGCAGGGGGCGGUGUUGUCUUGAAAACCGUGUCGUUGCUUAUAAUAUUUUAUUACAGAUGAUUUUUUUUAUUUAGAACUUGCGAGUGGUAACCGCUCGCUUAUUGUGUGUAUUUAUAUUUAAUUUCCAAGUACCUGUUAACGGUAGGCGUCCUACUGACCCUUGCGCACUGUUACCUAGUAGAGCCGACAUCUCGAUUGGACUGUGAUUUUAGAGUUGGAAUAAAAUACUCGAAAAUGUGUAUUUUUGAAAAUGAUGUAGGUAUCUGAUGGUGUGAUAAGUAAUAUAAAAAGAAUAUCGAAAAUAAGAGGCCGAUUUUAAUGAAAAUAAUUUAUUGGAACAUUUGAUAGGAUAGUGUGAGUAACUUAGUGUUAGGUUGAAAUGGUAACGAUAUUAAGAUUCAACGUAUGUAAGCUGAUACCAUAUUAUUAAACCCCGUUAUCUUGUAUCAAUUCUCAUUAUUAGGAGUAUAAGCUAAGUUUUGUUCGUUGUCUAAGCACCGGUUUACUUCGCACCCCGAUUUAAAAGACACUAUUUUUGAACUAACAUUAUGGAGUCUAAUUAUGGUAGAGUGUAAUCAAUAUAGUUGUUACGUGUAUCAGAGCCAUGCUUUACUGUCACGGGGGCCCUAUACAUUCUUAUAGCCGGCAGAAUGUAAUGCUCUUAUGCUAAACACAACAUAUAAAGUUUAUUUUUUGCUUUUAUAACCGAUAUUUCCUAAAUCUUUUUAUUGGUUCGAUGUUCAAAGAGAAAUAGACUGAAAUUUGACCUCUUUGCUCAUAUCACAAAUUAUAAUAACGUGUUAUUCUUUUCAUAUCUAUAUAUAUUUUUACAAACAAAACACGGUGUGAAUGAAUAGGGCCCGCGAUAAGCAAUUUACAAAUAAUACUCACUAAUUACGAAGAUAACAUAUGAAAAUAUUACAGCUUUUAGUAAUAUUGCAAAAUAUUGAACACAUUUCUUUGUUGGCCAAGCCAUUUUCGGUACACCCUAUGUAACUAUGUAUAUUUAGGGGCAUAUAUUUAAAGUUUUUUUUCUUAUCUUCGUAAAUAGUGAAACAAAAAUAUGUCACUCUUUCACUCCUAUGUAGGUAGUCAGGCAUAUAGCAUAUACUAACCAGCUAUGUCUAGUGUAAAACAUGUACCUAAUGUAAUCAGAGCAAUGAAAUUAUAUUUAGCAAUAACAUGACUAUUAUUUCAUAAUAUGUAAUAAGGUAUCCGCGGUCCGACUCUCCUGCAGCUGAGGUGCCUUUACAUACUCAAGAUCCGCCUAGUGGGCAGGGUGCUUGACCAAAUUACCUGAAUCAAACCAUGUGGUCUACGUAUUGGGCAGAAUAAUUCAAUUAAUGGAGUUAACCAACGCCCUCAGUACGCCCCCGCAGAAGCGACGGAGUUAUGUUAAGUAAAGAGUCACUAAUAUUAAAAUCACUCGUCUAUCCGCAACAUUUCAGCAUAAGCAACCUUUUUAUUUUGACAAAAAUAAAUGUUUAUUACCUGUAA
This is a messenger RNA of Trichoplusia ni (cabbage looper), 7840 nucleotides long. RefSeq names its product GTPase-activating protein and VPS9 domain-containing protein 1 (gene Gapvd1). The record is from RefSeq and is a predicted model, not a curated record. The transcript has 31 exons. Gene Ontology annotation, cellular component: endocytic vesicle; cytosol. The coding region runs from base 308 to 5257 and encodes 1649 amino acids. NCBI's taxonomy places the organism in Eukaryota, Metazoa, Arthropoda, Insecta, Lepidoptera, Noctuidae. Gene Ontology annotation, molecular function: small GTPase binding; guanyl-nucleotide exchange factor activity. Gene Ontology annotation, biological process: regulation of GTPase activity; vesicle-mediated transport.